GUGAGCACCAGAUGGAGUGGUAACGUGAACAAGAUGAGGAGGAGAGGAGAAUAAACCGACCGGAAUAGAGAUGCAGCCUCGCGGACUGAUGAACGGCUAAACGGCUGUGUCAGCUGGUGUUGUCCUUACCGGGAGAAUCUAACGUUUACAUCACGAGUCCGUCCGUUGACAGACACACGGAAGGAAUCUUGCGCUGUGAAGGGAAUGAUUUCGCCUUCUGACUCCUCUCUCCCCGCGGUCGGUAGAGAAGAGGGGAACUGCAUCCUGUCACGACCAACCAUGGAGCCGGUUACAGUUCAACGGGACUGUUGUUUGUUUGAUUGAUUGGAGCUGAAACUCCGAUCUACUGAACCGACAUUAGACCGGCAGGGUUCGAGAGAAGAGCAUUUUAGACUGAAUAGUCUACAUGGCUCAUGGGACUAUUCGGUUUAACGGUUUUUAAUUAACGUGGUUUUAAUUUUGGGGGACCAAUCUGUUCCCUCGUGUAUCCUCGAUUUCAGCGGAAUCGGUAGCGCGCGCAGCGUAUUAUUUAUGUAAUAUAGAGGAUAUAUAUGAACCCCCCCUGCGCGUGCCUCUCCGGGGUUUGUAAAGGUGCUAUCUUGGUGAGCUGAGCUGAGCUCGCGGGGCUCCGGUAAGACUCCGGUAGGCGGGAUGUUUGUGUCGGUGUGGUACGCUAAGAAGAUGGGCCGCCGGUUUAUUCAAAACGUGAGGAAGGCCAAGAAACAACGACAGCGGAUGAUGAUGAAUGGAUCAGAGGGAGAGGUGGAGUAUGAAGAGAUGACACUAGAGAGGGGUAACUCUGGUCUAGGAUUCAGUAUAGCAGGUGGAACAGACAACCCCCACGUUGGAGACGACCCGUCUAUCUUCAUCACCAAGAUCAUCCCUGGAGGAGCUGCCGCACAGGACGGGAGGCUCAGGGUUAAUGACAGUGUGAUACUAGUAAAUGACGUUGACGUUCGUGAGGUGACACACAGCUUGGCUGUGGAAGCUCUAAAGGAGGCGGGGCCAGUUGUUCGUCUCUACGUCCUCCGGAGGAAGCCACCCAUGGAGACCGUCACACAACUCAAACUCAUCAAAGGACCUAAAGGUUUGGGGUUCAGUAUAGCAGGUGGACUAGGGAACCAGCAUGUACCAGGUGACAACAGUAUAUAUGUGACUAAGAUCAUCGAGGGAGGAGCGGCCUGUAAAGAUGGACACCUACAGAUAGGCGAUAAGAUACUGGCUGUGAACCAGGUGUGUUUAGAAGAUGUGAUGCAUGAAGACGCAGUAUCAGCUCUGAAGAACACAGCCGAGGUGGUCUACCUGAGAGUAGCCAAACCUUCACAUCUCUACACACCUGACCAGUACAGUCCCCCUGACCUCACCUCGUACAUGGACCCAGACGUGGGCCCUAACUACCUAGAUUACCCACAAUCCUCUCUGCCGCCGCCCUCGCCACGACGCUACUCACCCAUACCGCACGGCAUGAUGGGAGAAGACGACAUCCCCAGUAGAGAGGCCAGGCGGGUGUGUAUCCACAGAGGGUUGACUGGUCUGGGGUUUAACAUCGUUGGGGGAGAAGACGGAGAGGGAAUCUUUAUCUCCUUCAUCCUGGCUGGAGGACCGGCUGAUCUCUCAGGAGAGCUACGCAAGGGAGACCAAAUCAUCAGCGUGAACGGUGUGGAUCUCAGACAUGCGACUCAUGAACAGGCUGCAGCAGCUCUGAAGAAUGCUGGACAGACUGUAACUAUCAUCGCUCAGUACAGACCUGAGGAAUACAGCAGGUUUGAGGCUAAGAUCCACGACCUGAGAGAACAGAUGAUGAACAGUAGCAUGAGCUCUGGGACCCUCCGAGCCAACAGGACCUUCUAUGUCAGGGCCCUGUUUGACUAUGAUAAAACAGCAGACUGUGGGCUGUUGAGCCAGGCAUUGGGCUUUAACUUCGGGGAGGUGCUCCAUGUGACUGACUGUAGUGAUGAAGAGUGGUGGACUGCUAGGAGACUGGGACAACAGGGACAACUGGAGGAACUAGGGUAUAUACCCAGCAAACACAGGGUGGAGAGGAAGGAGUGGUCUCGUAUGAAGAAUAAGGACCGCAGCAGCUUUGUUCAGAGCUAUGAAACUGUUACACAGAUAGAAGUCCACUAUGUGAGGCCUAUCAUUAUACUGGGUCCUACUAAAGACAGAGUCAAUGAUGAUCUUCUCUCUGAGUUUCCUGACAAGUUUGGUUCCUGUGUUCCACACACGACGCGGCCCCAGAGGGAGUAUGAGGUGGAUGGGCGGGACUACCACUUUGUGUCGUCAAGGGACCAGAUGGAGAAGGACAUCCAAUCACAUCACUUCAUAGAGGCGGGUCAAUACAACAGUCACCUGUAUGGAACCAGCGUUCAGAGUGUCCGCAUGGUCGCAGAGCAGAUGGGGAAACACUGUAUCUUAGAUGUAUCAGCUAAUGCAGUGAGGAGACUACAGGCAGCUCAGCUUCAUCCUAUUGCUGUCUUCAUCAGACCAAGAUCACUGGAAAAUAUACUUGACCUGAACAAGCGUCUGACAGAGGACCAGGCCAGGAAGGCUCUGGACAGAGCUGUCAAACUGGAACAAGACUUUAUAGAAUGCUUCUCAGCUAUUGUGGAAGGGGAGAGUUUUGAAGAGGUUUAUCACAUGGUGAAGACUGUGAUCGAAGAGCAGAGUGGACCCUACAUAUGGAUACAAUCAAGAGAAAGACUAUAAAAGAGAGGAGAGGAGCAGAGGAGAGGAGCCUAUAUAUGGACACCAUCUAGGGAAACACUAUAGAGGAGAUUAGAGGAGAGUUGAGGAGAUGAGAAGAGAGGAGAGGAGAGAUUAGGAGAGAAGAGAGAGAGUUGAGGAGAUUAGGAGAGAAGAGUUGAGAGGAGAGUUGAGUUGAGGAGAGAAGAGAAGAGGAAAAGAGAGAGGAGAAGAGAAGAGAGGAGAGGAGAGUUGAGGAGAUAAGAGGAAAAAAAGAGAGGAGGAGAGAAGAGAAGAGAAGAGAGGAGAGUUGAGGAAAAGAGAGAGGAGAGGAGAGUUGAGAUAAGAGGAAAAGAGAGGGGAGGGAAGAGAAGAAAGGAGAGUUGAGAUAAGAGGAAAAGAGAGAGGAGAGAAGAGAAGAGAGGAGAGUUGAGAUAAGAGGAAAAGAGAGAGGAGAGAAGAGAAGAGAGGAGAGUUGAGAUAAGAGGAAAAGAGAAGAGAAGAGAGUAGAGUUGAGAUAAGAGGAAAAGAGAGAGGAGAGGAGAGGAGAGAAGAGAGGAGAGUUGAGAUAAGAGGAAAAGAGAGAGGAGGAGAGAAGAGAAGAGAGAGAGAGGAGAGUUGAGAGAGAGGAGAAGAGAGGAGAGUUGAGAUAAGAGGAAAAGAGAGAGGAGAGAAGAGAAGAAAGGAGAGUUGAGAUAAGAGGAAAAGAGAGAGGAGGAGAGAAGAGAGGAGAGUUGAGAUAAGAGGAAAAUAGAGAGGAGAGAAGAGAAGAGAGUUGAGAUAAGAGGAAAAGAGAGAGGAGGAGAGAAGAGAAGAGAGUUGAGAUAAGAGGAAAAGAGAGAGGAGGAGAGAAGAGAAGAGAGUUGAGAUGAGAGGAGGAGAGAAGAGAAGAGAGUUGAGAUAAGAGGAAAAGAGAGAGGAGGAGAGAAGAGAAGAGAGUUGAGAUAAGAGGAAAAGAGAGAGGAGGAGAGAAGAGAGGAGAGUUGAGAUAAGAGGAAAAGAGAGAGGAGGAGAGAAGAGAAGAGAGUUGAGAUAAGAGGAAAAGAGAGAGGAGGAGAGAAGAGAAGAGAGUUGAGAUAAGAGGAAAAGAGAGAGGAGGAGAGAAGAGAGGAGAGGAGAUAAGAGGAAAGGAGAAGAUGGGUUGUACAAAGCCUCUGAGAUUAUCACCUUGACUACUGUUGCUUUGGAUACUGUCACCACAACUACUGUGGAUACCAUCUCACAGCAACCAGAAGGAGAGAGGGACAGAAGGAAAGAUGGAGAGACACUGUAAGGCUCACCACAGAACCAAAAGAGGGAGAGAAACAGACGCUUUCUCUCCGUCCCCUCUCUCCUCCCUCCAUAAUUUCUCUCUCUCUCCUCCGGGUUUGUAAAGAAUUGUUUUCUAACGGAACGGGACUCUGAAAGUGAAGAGAGACGAGGUGAAAGAGGAGACGAGACUGGAGUGACUGCAGCAGGAAGAGAAGUGGAGGCUGUCUGAACCAUGGAGGGAGAAAGACAUCACAAAAAAUAUAUGUAAAAAAAGAUUCACGUUUUCUAUAUUAUAUGGAGAGAAGUAUUAUACAGACUGGUAUCUCUGCAGGACUACAGGCAGGUAUCUCUGUAAUACUACAUUACAGACUGGUAUCUCUGUAAUACUACAUUACAGACUGGUAUCUCUGCAGUACUACAUUACAGACUGGUAUCUCUGUAGUACUACAUUACAGACUGGUAUCUCUGCAGUACUACAUUACAGACUGGUAUCUCUGUAGUACUACAUUACAGACUGGUAUCUCUGUAGUACUACAUUACAGACUGGUAUCUCUGUAGAACUACAUUACAGACUGGUAUCUAUGUAGUACUACAUUACAGACUGGUAUCUCUAUAGUACUACAUUACAGACUGGUAUCUCUGUAGUACUACAUUACAUACUGGUAUCUCUGUAGUACUACAUUAAAGACUGGUAUCUCUGCAGUACUAUUUACAGACUGGUAUCUCUGUAGUACUAUUUACAGACUGGUAUUUCUGCAGUACUUUUUACAGACUGGUAUGUCUGCAGUACUAUUUACAGACUGGUAUCUCUGCAGUACUUUUUACAGACUGGUAUCUCUGCAGUACUAUUUACAGACUGGUAUCUCUGCAGUACUAUUUACAGACUGGUAUCUCUGUAGUACUACAUAACAGGCUGGUAUCUCUGUAGUACUAUUUACAGACUGGUAUCUCUGCAGUACUAUUUACAGACUGGUAUCUCUGUAGUACUAUUUACAGACUGGUAUCUCUGCAGUACUAUUUACAGACUGGUAUCUCUGCAGUACUAUUUACAGACUGGUAUCUCUGCAGUACUAUUUACAGACUGGUAUCUCUGCAGUACUAUUUACAGACUGGUAUCUCUGUAGUACUAUUUACAGACUGGUAUCUCUGCAGUACUAUUUACAGACUGGUAUCUCUGCAGUACUAUUUACAGACUGGUAUCUCUGCAGUACUAUUUACAGACUGGUAUCUCUGCAGUACUAUUUACAGACUGGUAUCUCUGCAGUACUAUUUACAGACUGGUAUCUCUGCAGUACUACAUUACAGACUGGUAUCUCUACAGAACUACAUUACAGACUGGUAUCUCUGCAGUACUACAUUACAGACUGGUAUCUCUGCAGUACUACAUUACAGGCUGGUAUCUCUGCAGUACUAUUUACAGACUGAUAUCUCUGCAGUACUAUUUACAGACUGGUAUCUCUAUAGUACUACAUUACAGGCUGGUAUCUCUGCAGUACUACAUUACAGGCUGGUAUCUCUGCAGUACUACAUUACAGACUGGUAUCUCUGCAGUACUAUUUACAGACUGGUAUCUCUGCAGUACUAUUUACAGACUGGUAUCUCUGCAGUACUAUUUACAGACUGGUAUCUCUGCAGUACUAUUUACAGACUGGUAUCUCUGCAGUACUAUUUACAGACUGGUAUCUCUGCAGUACUACAUUACAGACUGGUAUCUCUGCAGUACUAUUUACAGACUGGUAUCUCUGCAGUACUAUUUACAGACUGGUAUCUCUGCAGUACUACAUUACAGACUGGUAUCUCUAUAGUACUAUUUACAGACUGGUAUCUCUGCAGUACUAUUUACAGGCUGGUAUCUCUGCAGUACUACAUUACAGACUGGUAUCUCUGCAGUACUACAUUACAGACUGGUAUCUCUGCAGUACUAUUUACAGACUGGUAUCUCUGCAGUACUACAUUACAGACUGGUAUCUCUGCAGUACUAUUUACAGACUGGUAUCUCUAUAGUACUACAUUACAGGCUGGUAUCUCUAUAGUACUACAUUACAGGCUGGUAUCUCUGUAGUACUACAUUACAGACUGGUAUCUCUGUAGUACUACAUUACAGACUGGUAUCUCUAUAAUACUACAUUACAGACUGGUAUCUCUGUAGUACUACAUUACAGACUGGUUUCUCUAUAGUACUACAUUACAGGCUGGUAUCUCUGUAGUACUACAUUACAGACUGGUAUCUCUGUAGUACUACAUUACAGACUGGUAUCUCUAUAAUACUACAUUACAGACUGGUAUCUCUGUAGUACUACAUUACAGACUGGUUUCUCUAUAGUACUACAUUACAGGCUGGUAUCUCUGUAGUACUACAUUACAGGCUGGUAUCUCUGUAGUACUACAUUACAGACUGGUAUCUCUGCAGUACUACAUUACAGACUGGUAUCUCUGCAGUACUAUUUACAGGCUGGUAUCUCUGCAGUACUACAUUACAGACUGGUAUCUCUGCAGUACUACAUUACAGACUGGUAUCUCUGCAGUACUAUUUACAGACUGGUAUCUCUGCAGUACUACAUUACAGACUGGUAUCUCUGCAGUACUAUUUACAGACUGGUAUCUCUGCAGUACUAUUUACAGACUGGUAUCUCUGUAGUACUACAUUACAGGCUGGUAUCUCUAUAGUACUACAUUACAGACUGGUAUCUCUACAGUACUAUUUACAGGCUGGUAUCUCUGCAUCCUAAAUGGCACCCUAUUCCCUAGGUAGUAGAGAGGUUACUACUAGGGAGUGAGAGGUUAGAGAGAGUGCUAGAGAGGUUUUACACUACUACACUGCAGAUUGGUAGGGAGUGCACUGCUUUUUCAAACUGCAGACGAGUGUCAGUAUAUCAGACUAUUUGAGACAGACUAGUACAUUUAUAUUUCUAUCAAACUAGAAAUUACACUCAUAGACCUUUUGUGAUACAACGUGUGUAGUGUGUGUGUGUGUGUGUGUGUGUGUGUGUGUGUGUGUGUGUGUGUGUGUGUGUGUGUGUGUGUGUGUGUGUGUGUGUGUGUGUGUGUGUGUGUGUGUGUGUGUGUGUGUGUGUGUGUGUGU
This is a messenger RNA of Oncorhynchus keta (chum salmon), 7015 nucleotides long. RefSeq names its product disks large homolog 4-like. The record is from RefSeq and is a predicted model, not a curated record. Gene Ontology annotation, cellular component: neuron projection; postsynaptic density membrane; neuromuscular junction. The coding region runs from base 652 to 2706 and encodes 684 amino acids. NCBI's taxonomy places the organism in Eukaryota, Metazoa, Chordata, Actinopteri, Salmoniformes, Salmonidae. The transcript is spliced from 17 exons. Gene Ontology annotation, molecular function: kinase binding. Gene Ontology annotation, biological process: chemical synaptic transmission; postsynaptic neurotransmitter receptor diffusion trapping; AMPA glutamate receptor clustering.